AUGCUGCAUUUUAAGAAUCAAAUUUUUACCCCUUUCUUCCCAUUUUUCUUUUUCCUUUUUUUCUUCUUCCUUUUUCUUUCUUCUUUCUUUUUUCUUCUUUUUUCUUUUUUCUUUUCCUUUCUUUCUUCUUCUUUUCCUUCCUUUCUUUCUUCUUCUUCUUUUCCUUUCUUUCUUCUUCUUCUUUUCCUUUCUUUCUUCUUCUUCUUUUCCUUUCUUUCUUCUUCUUCUUUUCCUUCCUUUCUUCUUUUUUUUUUCCUUUUCCUUUCUUCUUCUUUUUUCCUUUUCCUUUCUUCUUCUUCUUUUUUCCUUUCUUCUUCUUCUUCUUCUUCUUUUUUCCUUUCUUCUUCUUCUUUUUCCUUUUCCUUUCUUCUUCUUUUUUUUCCUUUUCCUUUCUUCUUCUUUUUUUUCCUUUUCCUUUCUUCUUCUUUUUUUUCCUUUUUCUUUCUUCUUCUUUUUACCUUUUUCAUUCUUCUUCUUUUUUCCUUUCCUUUUCUUCUUUUUUUUUCCUUUUCCUUUUUCUUCUUUUUUCCUUUUCCUUUUUCUUCUUUUUUUUUUCCUUUCUUCUUCUUUUUUUUCCUUUUCCUUUCUUCUUCUUUUUUUUCCUUUUCCUUUCUUCUUCUUUUUUUUCCUUUUCCUUUCUUCUUCUUUUUUUUCCUUUUCCUUUCUUCUUCUUUUUUUUCCUUUUCCUUUCUUUUUUCCCUUUUUCUUUUCUUUCUUCCUUUCUUUUUCCCUCUUCCUCUUCUUUUCUUUCUUCCUCUUUUCUUUCUUUUUUCUCUUCUUUUUCCUUUAAUUUUUUUUUUUUCUUUCUUCUUUAAUUUUUUUUUCAUGUAUUUAAUAAAUGUUAACAGAAUAUACAUACAGAAUAUUGCCCACUUGCACCACAUUUGUUUAUUUAUUCAAUUUUAUAGGUCUUUGGCCUCCUUAGCACCCACAUCCCAAAUUUUCAAUUUAUUGAUUUAG
Acanthosepion pharaonis is the source of this 960-nucleotide messenger RNA. Lineage: Eukaryota; Metazoa; Mollusca; Cephalopoda; Sepiida; Sepiidae. The record is from the annotation of a GenBank genome assembly.